Pantherophis guttatus is the source of this 2706-nucleotide messenger RNA. Its product is annotated as antigen peptide transporter 2-like. Gene Ontology annotation, cellular component: endoplasmic reticulum membrane; TAP complex. The record is from RefSeq and is a predicted model, not a curated record. Gene Ontology annotation, molecular function: ATP hydrolysis activity; ATP binding; MHC protein binding. Gene Ontology annotation, biological process: transmembrane transport; antigen processing and presentation of endogenous peptide antigen via MHC class I. NCBI's taxonomy places the organism in Eukaryota, Metazoa, Chordata, Lepidosauria, Squamata, Colubridae.
UUGGCUCUGCGGAGGAGGAGGCGGUGGGCGCGGCGAAUUUUGGGGACAAUGAGGGAAGCCUAGCCGGGCUAAAACGAGGCUUCGGAUCGAGAAGGACCAAACGCCUGCGAUGGAAGGACCUUCCCGGCCGCGGCAGGAAGAGCCCAUCAGCAAGAUGCUGGUCCCUGUCGUGUUUCCGGCUCUUCUCCUGCUUCUCACCGACCGAAUCCUGCUCUCCUUGCUGGCUGAAUGGGGCCCCUCCAUGGACCCCCAGGGGGUUACAGCGGCUUGGCUGGAGGCUGCUCUACGGCUGGUGGUUCUCGGGGGGGUCAGGGGCCUGCUCUCUGUGGGUGGGACCUCCCCGAUGUCUUCUUCCAUGGUGGCUGCUGUCAGCAUCCUGCCCCCUUUGUACCAGUUGGUGGGACACUGGCUUGGGGACCCUCCCCUCCUGGUCUCUUCGGCCGCUUGGUCCUGGUGGCUGGCAAUCUAUGGGGCGGUGGGCUUCUCCCAGCUCCUCUGGGGGAUCCUGCUAGAAGGGCGAAGCACAAAGGAGUCCCGGAAAGAAGACAAGGCCACUCUUCGGAAGAUGCUCAGACUUUUCAGUCCAGACAAGCUGUAUCUCGGUGGCGCUUUCUUGUUCCUCAUCCUGGCAGUGAUUGGCGAAACGUUCAUGCCCUAUUACACCGGGCGUUUGAUUGACAUCCUGGGCACCAAAUACGACGCAGAAGCCUUUUCCACGGCCAUCUUUUUUCUCUGCCUGGUUUCAUUUGGAAGCUCCACCUUUGCCAGCUGCCGUGGGGGUCUCUUCAUGAUCACCAUCUCCCGGAUGAUCAUCCGAACUCGCAACUUACUCUUCUCGUCUCUGGUGCAGCAAGACUUGGCCUUCUUCCAGGAGGUGAAAACAGGGGCGCUGACCUCCCGCCUUUCCAAAGACACAGCUAUGAUGAGCCGCUCGGUGCCACUCAACACCAACGUCUUCCUGCGCAACCUGAUCAAGGCCGUUGGGAACUACGUAUUCAUGAUUGGCCUGUCCUGGCGCUUGACGCUGUUGAUGCUGAUCGAGACCCCACUUAUGAUGGCCGUCCAGAAGGUCUACAAUGCCCGUCACCAGGCUUUACUGAAGGAGAUUCAAGAUUCGGUGGGCCGUUCAGAGGAGGUGGUGCGUGAGGUAAUCUCGUCCAUGGAGACCGUGCGCAGCUUUGCCACCGAGGAGAAGGAGUCACAGCGUUAUGAGGCAACCUUGGGGGACACUUGCCGGCUGAAAAACCAAAGGGACUUGGAAAGGAUCAUUUAUUUAUUUGUUAUACGGGUCCUCCAGUUGAGCAUGAAGCUGAUUCUUCUCUACUGUGGCUACAAGCAGAUCUGCAAUGGCCUCAUGACCAAAGGAAACCUGGUCUCCUUCAUCCUCUACCAAGCAAAUGUGGGGUGGCACGUGCAGGCCCUGAUUUACACUUACGGGGAUGCGUUGAGCAAUGUGGGCGCUGCAGAGAAAGUCUUUGAAUAUCUUGACCGGGAGCCAUCUGUCCGCACAGAAGGGACGCUGUCUCCAAAAUCCCUCCCCGGACGUGUCUCCUUCCGAAAUGUUUCCUUCUGCUAUCCCUCCCGCCCUGAGAUCCAGGUCCUGAAGAAUGUCUCCUUCGAGCUCCGCCCUGGGGAACUGACGGCAUUGGUGGGAGCAAAUGGCAGCGGAAAAAGCAGCUGUGUUUUCCUCCUAGAGCACUUCUACGAACCCCAAUCCGGGGAGGUCCUGCUGGAUGGAGUCCCAGUUGGGAAAUAUGAGCACAAGUAUCUCCAUAGGAAGGUGGCACUGGUGGGCCAGGAGCCCGUCCUAUUCUCUGGGUCCAUCAGGGAGAAUAUCACUUAUGGCCUACAAGGCUGCAGAGAGGAAGAUGUGAGCAGAGCAGCAAAAGAAGCUGAUGCCUUGGGAUUCAUCCGUGAACUGGAAGGAGGCUUUGAUGCAGAGGUGGGGGAGAAGGGGGGCCAGCUCUCCAUUGGGCAGAAGCAACGGCUGGCCAUUGCCCGGGCCCUGAUCCGUGACCCGAAGGUCUUGGUGCUGGAUGAAGCCACGAGUGCCUUGGACCCCGAGAGUGAUGCUGCAAUCCAGCGGUCUGUGCAGAACAAUAGGACCCGGACGGUGUUGGUGAUUGCUCACCGAAUGCAGACGGUGGAGAACGCAGACAAGAUUGUGGUGCUGGAAGGAGGAGAAGUUGUGGAGGAGGGGACUCACAUGGAGCUGAUGGAUCGACGAGGCCCCUACUACAGAUUGGUGGAAAGGACCCAGGCGGAGUGAUUUCCUGAGUUGCAACAGAGAUGGUCAGCCACAGGAUCCACUACUUUUGUAGAUGCCAAAUGCAUGAUUGACUGGGAAAAUAGACAACAGCACUCUCUUGGGGAAAGAGUAACCCAGAAGCUGGCCUGUCUAGCAGCUCUUGGCUUGUCAAGGGUUGUUGAAUUGCAGCCAUUUGGAAGAGGAGCCUGUCUUUCUCAUCUGGGCACAAUUUAUGUGGUGUUAAGUAGCAACUUGGGCCCCGAAAACUCUGUAGUGAAAGGUCCACAAUUCUGUUUCAAGCAACUGUUUUAUUUAGCAAAUGCACCAAUGCCCUAGUUUUUCCUUUGUUUAAGUUUAAUAUGUACAACUUGGUCUUUUGUCACACUUUUUAAUAUUGGUUGCAGAAACUUUACUUCCUGUUUAUUUAACAAAAUAAAGUCUCUGUGUGAUCCCUUUUA